This is a messenger RNA of Ruditapes philippinarum (Manila clam), 1814 nucleotides long. RefSeq lists its product as uncharacterized. Lineage: Eukaryota; Metazoa; Mollusca; Bivalvia; Venerida; Veneridae. The transcript has 2 exons. Bases 126 to 1814 code for a protein of 562 amino acids. The record is from RefSeq and is a predicted model, not a curated record.
UAAAAAUCACAUAGCACGUGACUACAAGGCCUGGUACAUGAAAUCCGGCGAAAGAAAAAGAAAAAAGAAAUGAAAUUAUGAAGUGCGCUUCAUCAUCGCACGUUGUUUAUUAAAAUCGCUCGAAGAUGACUUAUCAAUCUAUGAGAAUGGGUCUGCAGCAUCAAGUUAUUUACUUGCUUAUGCUAUGCAUACAUUGUGGUUUGACUCAAAAUGUCACUGACCCUCCGACAAGUCAAGCCAUUUCGAAGUCUGACACAUUGCUGUCCGGAUUCUACAACACUUCCGGUAACUCCUCCUCAUCAAACGACACAUCCAACGAAGCAUAUUCAGGAUUGUCGUCCGGAAAUUCAAUUACCCUGCAUGAUUUCAGCGUUUCUCGUGUGAAUGAAACAACAUCAAAAGAAAAUUCCUCAACUAUACAACAAGAUUUGCAAAUGCUAUCAGAUGUUUUCACUUCAGAGUUUAAUUCAACAGAAGACAUGCAAAAAGAUAUGGUUAAUGAAAAAUUGAAUGUAAAUAGUUCUUUAGGGGAAACAAAUUACAUAAAUAUGAGCACGGCAAUAAAAAUGAAUUCAAUUCCAAAUGCGGUAAAUAUAAUACAUGAGAAUGUUUCUCAAAUGCAAAUAACUACAAGUGCUUUUAAUGACGUCAAUAGUUCUUGGGAGGAGGAUCGAGGCACAGAUAUGUUUUUACAGGCUCCAAACAACGAAGUGAAAGAAACGAGUAUACCGAAUAACAUAAGUGUCUUCACUAGUAAUGAAACAGUUUUCGAUGUUCCAUCAGUUCCUUUUGUCACGUAUAAUGAGUCAGCUGCCGAGAGACUGAUACCGACCCCAGACAACAGUGUACAAAAACAACAGGAUAUUUCAAACAUAACAGAGAACAGAAACGCACCAGUUGACAUAAACAUUACCGUUGCAAACUCUACAUCUGAUAACAACUACGAACUUCCUGAAAUAAAAUGGAGACCCGGGAUGAGACAACCGCAAACAAUUUCGGAUUUGAUAAGAGUGGCAGGUGCUGAUAUAAGAUUUAUUGCAACUCAAUUCGGAAGUAAUUUUUCUGUAAACGGUACAGAAGCGCAUCCAUUAAACGCAAACGAUACUAAAACAAUACCAGAACAAGUAAAAAUUAUCGGAAGUAUAAAUGAUGCUAUAACGAAAUUACAGGACAGACAUGGUUUGGAAUUAGGUCAUGAAUCAUCAUCACCCAUGCACAAUGAUGGGUUUAUAAAUGACAACAACUUUGAAACACCGCAAUUAUCCAAUGUCAAAGUUAGUGGACCCAUUGUCCUGCCAUCAAGGCAGAUUUCCAUUGACGGUGAUUCAUCGAAUAGUGAUACAAACAACUUACGUACAAUGAAGUCAGAUGGCGCACCUUCUAAACUAACCCAAGUAGCAGAUGGUUUUAUGGCAACAAACACUUUAGACAACAUUAUUCCAAAUGUAGUGGUCAGAAACUCGGAUGAUGCCGACUCUUCGCGCAUUAGCUAUGUACCAAUCAUUGAAAGUCGUACAGCAAAUUUCCCGGAUUUGUCAACCGACGAAUUUGGACAAAAUAGCGACAUAUCGGGGCCCAGUGGUGGAAAUGGUUGGAUAAAUCCAACAGGUCAGUCUGAAACAGACUCUCGACGCCUUAUCUCAUUUGGAAACAACCCUGAGUAUGUAAUUGGUACUGGAAAUUCGGUGCAAAUACCACAGUCUUUAAUUAUUAACCACAUCCCAAACGGAGACACAUUAGAAAGAGAGGGAAAUAGACGGAAUGGCAAUGCUUUGUUUCUGAGAAUAAAUCGUGGAUCAACAGAAAGGAGAUGA